CAUAUUCCCUUCUCAUUUGAAUUUUCACUUGCGUAUUACAUUCACAUGGCUAUUGAUGAAUCAUGUUCACAGGCAAGUCUUGCCCAAGGGGUUUCCGUAUCAACAUCUGAGGCACCACCAGCUCACUACAUCCUCUACGUUAAACAGUUUUCUUUACUCACAAAACAAAAUGUCGAAAGAUACGAAUCAGGCGAAUUUGAAGCUGGAGGCUACAAAUGGAAGUUGGUGAUUCACCCAAAUGGCAACAAGAAUAAGAAUGCUGCAGAUUUCUUGUCUGUAUACUUGGCAAUGGCAAGCCCAACUUCACUCCCACCUGGUUGGGAGGUUUAUGCCACAUUCAGAGUAUUUCUACUUGACCAGAACAAUGAUAAUUACUUGAAACUUGAAGGUAAUAACGGAAGACGUUUUCAUCGGUUGAGAACUGAGUGGGGCUUUGACAAAUUCAUUAGCCUUAAAGAAUUUAAUGAUCCUAGCAACGGAUAUCUUGUUGGAGAUAACUGUGUGUUUGGAGCAGAGGUGUUUGUCUGUAAAGAGACAAGUAAAGGCAAAACAGAAAGUUUGUCAAUGGUAAAAGAUGCAGUUCCUUACAAACACAUGUGGAAAAUCAGCAACUACACAAAAGUAAACGCAGACUGUGAAAAUUCCGACAUAUUUAAUAUCGGUGAUCACAAAUGGAAGAUACAGCUAUAUCCUAAUGGAAAAGGGGUUAGUGGUCACAUAUCUUUAAAACUGGCAUUGGCUGAUCCUGAAAAUCUUCCCUAUGGAACCAAGAUACUUGCCGAAUUUACACUUCGAAUAUUGGAUCAGUUGAAUAACAAGCCUUACUACGGGAAAGCUAGUUACUGGUUCAGUGCUUCAAAAGCAGAAUGGGGAUGGCAUAGAUUCGUUACACAUGGCAUAUUCUUUCAGACCAACAGGGGGCUGUUGUACAAAGAUGUUUGUUGUAUAGAGGCAGAGGUAGCCAUUCAUGGAGAGACAACCAUCUUUGGAUAAGUGUGUUUAUCUAAAUCAUUUCAUUUGUAAUCGUCCAUUGUGAAAAUAACUGAGUAUAUAACCAGAGUUCAAAUGUUUAUUCAAAUCUAUGAAACUCCAAUUAAGUUA
Messenger RNA from Erigeron canadensis, 1101 nucleotides. RefSeq lists its product as uncharacterized. Bases 46 to 993 code for a protein of 315 amino acids. The record is from RefSeq and is a predicted model, not a curated record. NCBI's taxonomy places the organism in Eukaryota, Viridiplantae, Streptophyta, Magnoliopsida, Asterales, Asteraceae. Gene Ontology annotation, molecular function: protein binding. The transcript has 6 exons.